Molecule: messenger RNA, 3444 nt
Organism: Acanthaster planci (crown-of-thorns starfish)
Lineage: Eukaryota; Metazoa; Echinodermata; Asteroidea; Valvatida; Acanthasteridae
Source: RefSeq, a predicted model, not a curated record
UCCAACCAACACAUCAUUUCAACACAACAUGCAUCAUUACAUGAUUUACCAGUACUAACAGCCCAAGUAGCACUCAGGUUACAGCAGCAUACCAUGGACCCGAUAUGCCCAAAUCUAAAGUUUGUCUGCUUGGAUCGGGUUGCUGAGUUUAUUGCAAACAAUCACAUUCAGAUUAUCAGCUUUCUACAACUACAAGCAUUUCCCUCUCGUCUCCUGAGAGACCUUGUGCCUAGGCUGAACGUGUGUGGCCUGGCGAGACUACAUCAAGUUCUCCAGGGGAAAGGCAUUGCUGUGCAGGAAUACUGGUUGAAGCAUUAUCAUCAGGCAUUUGACCCAGACAAUUUGGCGAGGCAUUGCUCUUGCCACGACAGCAGUUUGGCUAGUGUUGACUGGCGACAGAGGCUUCUUGACAAGAGGUGUGAGCAAGAGCUUCAGGAGUUGCGUCCCAUUAACAGCGACAGGACAGAAGAUCAAGACUCAUGGAGUUUGAAGAUUCUGGACAUUUUACAGAAUCCACUCCUCACUCAUGGACCUCUGGAUGACUUCUUUCCAUCUUCCCUGCUUCUUCAGAGCAGACUUCUUCCCUACAUUCAGAGGAAUGAAGAGAUUCUCGAGAUUCUGCAGAAGAACAUGAGAGAGCUGGUCCUUGCCCACUACCUGCCCAAAUAUGAGAGCAUCUUGCGGAAGUUCCUGGAGUGUCUGAUUCAUCAUGGGGUCCUGAGAAAGUUAACUUUAAAACACGCAAAGUUCCAGUCUCCAGCCCAGUUGUUCAGCAUCCUCGAAGUGUGUGCCGGAAGGCGAGACAGUACUGCUGAAAGGAGCCACGAGGAUGCGGCAGGGUCAGACCUCAAAAGGCAGAGCACUGACGGGUCUCUCCCAGUAUCGAAACCUUUCCACUGUCUGAGAUGCCAGUCUAAAUUGUCUUUCUUCAUGCCUUUGUAUGGCCAGAAGACUCCAGUUUCUAACACAAGGAGCCACUACCAAUUGAAAUGGGGCACCCAUCAACCAUUCUGUGUCGUAGGUCCAGACUUAGUUGCACUUGACCAAGAGUCUGAUCCAGCAAGCCAAGCCUCCGAAUAUCCUUCUGUCUCUUCCCAAAUCGACCUUUCUUGUAACAGUUCGUGCAGACCUAGUCAUCAGUGUGUCAGGACUACCGACCCCUGUAUAAAGCACCUGGUCAUGUGUGGUUUUAUCCUGCAUCAACCAGAUUACAGCCAGGUUCUAGAGGAGGUAUUCAGUGUAUGGCCAGGCCUAAGAGAACUCGAACUUAUUGACAAUGUGAUGUUAGAGGAUUCAAGUCACAAGAUACUGGCGGCACUGGUCCGUGCACAGCAGCUCACUCCCUCAUUUCAGAGGCUGCGCAUUGAGGAUAACUCCAUCCAGGACUCAAAUCUGCUGCUUCUGCAAGAUCUUUUGGCCAGAUCAAAACUCAAGACAUUGGAGUUGAAGAACACUGAUAUCAGUUUUCUUGCCAGUUACAAACAUCCAGACGUUGGUUUUGGUGCGCUGGGACAAUGGCAUCCGCUUAGUGAUGCUUUUAGUCAACUGAGUGCCAUCGAUCUGAGCCACAACAGACUGUUUUACCUGGCUUUCCUGGAGCAAGCUCUCACGCAGCCAGAUUGCACCAUUAAGCUUCUGAAUCUGGAAUGUUGCGAACUGGGGACGGAAAUGCUGGACAGCCUUUUUGUCAGUGCUAAAGACAGCAAAUGCCUGCGUGAACUAAAUGUGGCAUGUAACAAGUACUGCCCACACACUAACAGCCGGGCUAGUUUUUCAGGCCUUGCCGAGCUUAUACGAAAUAGUCCACUCACUAAAUUGAAUCUCAGUGGAUGCAGCUUUGCAUUAACAGGCUGGACCCAUGGCAAUGAUUUUGCAGAUGCCCUGCGUCUCGACAGUUCUCUCCAUCAAUUUCUGCUGGAAAGCAAUUUAUUGACCGACAAAUGUCUACAUCUGUUGGCCAGUGCCUUUGUGAACCCCCCAACAGACUUGAAUGUCCAAGCCCCGCAAUUGUGCUUAGACAUAAGUUUUAACAAGCACAUAACCCGCGAGGGGCUGGACACAUUCAGCCAAACACUCCAAAAAGCAAGCACAACACCAGGUUACCGAAUCACCCCUCCCCGCCACCUUACAAUCACGAUGGAAAGAGGUGAAAGCAGCACCAGAGAAGACUGGAAGAUGGCGGAGUUCAUGAAACUGACUGUCAGUCGUAAGGUACCAGUCGGACAAUGGUCUAACAGACGUGGGGGUUACAGGAGCCGGAGAUACGUCAUGAACUGUAGAGACCUGAUGAUGGAGCAUCAGUCACAGAUGUGAGGGAGACAACUUCUCCAACCUUAACCCCAGAGGUCACUUUAUUUACCACUUUGAUUCAGUAGUAACCCUGGCUAGAAAACCUUCGUCAUGUAUCUUGAUUUGACAGAAUAACGGCGGCUGAAUAAUUUGUAUCAUGUAUUUGGUACUGUUAAUCCCAACACAUGAUAUAGUAUUAAUGCUCACUGUGAAUUUUUGUGUUGUUUUUGCCUUUAACAAUCCCCCAUUUUCCUUUUUUGCUUAUAUUCGUAUGGAAUGUCAAACUGCCAUGCGUGGUUUACAAGAUGCUCACUUUUUCAAAAAUAAUAUUUACGGAUCCAUAAUGCUGCGCCAAAUUUACCAUUUUUACACCGCAUAUAUACACAACUGAACAUGGUGAUGGAACAGGUAGUCAUGAAAACACUGCUUGACACCAUAGGAUCAAAAUUACCUCUUCUCGCAUAGAGCUCUGGUUCAAUGCUUUGAACCUGAUGUUGGGACUAAUUUCUGGACACUACAAAGUAAUAGUAACAUUAAUAACACAGCAGUGUCUUUUCUGCCACACACAAACUGAAUGACAGUGCUACAUAAUCACAAGGUACAUAUAUAUUUCACAAUGACACUUGAAAUACUGUCUUAGGAGUGUUUGGGUUCUUGAACAGAUAUUUUCAUAUCACAAUGCCACAUUUUCAAACUUGAAUUGUUGACAUUGUAAAUCUGUUAUACAAUUACUGCAAAGCAAAUGAGUUUGCCAAGCUUUAAGAAAUUUGUUUUCUUGAAAACCAGGGUGCCGACAAAAGUGGUGAAGGUGUGUGCGUACUGUAUUACCAUAUGUACUACCACUUUUUGGCAUACUUUAUUAGUAAUCAACUCUCCAACCUUUUUCAGUCAAGAAAUGUCAGAGUUUACCUUGCAGAGGUUGCACAACGAUGUACUUUUUUCAUUGGUUAUACUUACUGUUGCAUUGCUGGCCUGUGUGAAACCACAGGUAUGAUCCCAGUUGCCUUAUGUUACCAGAAAAGUAAAUUCAGAGUAUUUACUUCUGCGACUCUUGGGGCAUGUGUUCUCAACUCGUGGCUGGUCCUGUUCUGGGCUUACCCCCUCGUUGAAAAUUGUGCCACUGCCAUGUAGAAAUCAGUAAAGCAAGACUAAUUC